This is a messenger RNA of Cucumis melo (muskmelon), 1665 nucleotides long. RefSeq lists its product as uncharacterized. The record is from RefSeq and is a predicted model, not a curated record. Lineage: Eukaryota; Viridiplantae; Streptophyta; Magnoliopsida; Cucurbitales; Cucurbitaceae. The transcript has 9 exons. Bases 351 to 1535 code for a protein of 394 amino acids.
AAUGCAAAGUAUAAUAUUUAAUUGAUAAACAUUUCAAGUUUUCCUCAAACAGUAUUCCUAUUUUUCUUAUUUACAAUUAUUGGGUCUUAGUAAGUUAGUAUUAUCAUCGUGUGAUGUACAUUUACAUUCCUAUUCACUUCCCAUUCUUUUUUAUAUAAUAAGGACUAAACUGAGAAAAUACUCAAAUAUGAAGGACUGACUUGUAAUUUAAGACAAAAAAAGGGGCAUUAAAAAAUAAAACAAGAAAAAGUGCGCCAAAAAGAAAAUCCUAAGCCAUUCCAUUACCCACUUUCUCACCCACUCAAAUCGUCUCUCCGGUACUCAACACCCGGCCCGAUACGACAGUCGCCAUGGCAACGAUCACUCACCGGAGCUUCUUGAACCUCACUGCCUUUAAGUCCUUCACGGCUGAGACAAGAAGGCGCUAUGAGAGGAGAAAGCUUGGUGCUAAAAGCUCUGUUAAUUGCUCUCAGACAUUGGAAGGGUCCGCCCAAACUGUUGCGGUGUCAAAUGGCAAGGAUUCGUUAGAAAUUUGUCGAGUCCUUAAUGGAAUGUGGCAGACCAGUGGUGGAUGGGGGAGAAUCGACCGUGACGCCGCGGUGGAGGCAAUGCUCCGAUAUGCCGACGCCGGACUUACAACCUUUGAUAUGGCCGACCACUAUGGACCUGCUGAAGAUUUGUAUGGCAUCUUCAUCAAUCGAAUUCGUAGAGAGCGUCCUGAACUCCUAGAGAGCGUAAGAGGGCUUACAAAAUGGGUGCCACCCCCGGUGAAGAUGACAAGUAGUUAUGUCCGGGAGAGCAUUAAUAUCUCACGCAAGAGAAUGGAUGUGUCUUCUUUGGAUAUGCUUCAAUUUCACUGGUGGGAUUAUUCGAACCCUGGCUAUCUUGAUGCUCUCAAACAUCUGACCGAUUUGAAAGAGGAGGAUUACUUUAGCAAGUGGUGUGUAGGUAAAAUUAAGACGGUUGCUUUGACAAAUUUUGACACGGAAAGGUUACAAAUUAUUUUGGAAAAUGAUAUACCUGUUGUGAGUAAUCAGGUUCAGCACUCUAUUGUUGAUAUGAGGCCUCAACAGAAGAUGUCAGAGCUUUGCAAGCUCACGGGAGUCAAACUUAUAACGUAUGGAACUGUAAUGGGUGGCUUGUUAUCUGAAAAAUUCCUCGACACCAACUUGAUGAUUCCUUUUGCUGGCCCUCCAUUAAAUACUCCCUCUCUGCAAAAGUACAAAAGGAUGGUUGAUGCGUGGGGAGGAUGGAGUUUGUUUCAAGUUCUGCUACAGACUCUUAAAAGAGUUGCUUCUAAGCACGGGGUCUCAAUUCCAACCGUCGCUGUCAAAUACAUACUUGAUCAGCCAGCUGUGGCGGGAUCAAUGAUAGGUGUUCGGCUUGGAUUGUCAGAGCAUUUGCAAGAUACAAAUGCCAUCUUUUCUCUUGUUCUUGACGAGGAGGAUGUAAACAGCAUCCAGGAAGUAUCCAAAAAAGGUAAGGAUCUUCUUAGAAUUAUUGGGGACUGUGGGGAUGAAUAUAGGCGUGCAUAACUUAGCAGUUGUGUUUUUAUCUGUUCAUGAUAUGGAAUAUUUCUUAUUACUCGAUCGACUUGUAAAGUUAUAAUGUCACACAAUAAUCAAUAUAUUGAUACAAUAUCUGGAAAAUAUUAAACUUAUCCAA